Molecule: messenger RNA, 487 nt
Organism: Apis florea (little honeybee)
Lineage: Eukaryota; Metazoa; Arthropoda; Insecta; Hymenoptera; Apidae
Source: RefSeq, a predicted model, not a curated record
UUUUUCCACUUUUUCAAAAUGGUACACUGGUGGAGAGAGGGUACAAGCAAUUCAGCGGGAACGUGCACGUGAUGAAGGCCGUGGCCUCGGACAUGGUGCUGACCUUCUGCUCCCGGAACCCGGACAACCAGCUGUACUCGUUGCUGCUCUCGCGGGAGCACAUCUUGCAAAAGAGCGACAAACGAGGGGUGCACAAUCUGCUCGGUCGCCGUGGCCUCAAGAUCGUCAACAUCCGGGAGACGUGCAUGAACAACGCCGCCUGGAGAAGAGGAUCCUUCGAUCUGAUCGGGUGGCUGGCUCUGAUAGGGGUGUUGUCCAGCGUCUUCUUCGGCUCCUGGUAGUGGUGGUAAUAAAUCGUCGAAUAAGGGAACGAAACGAACGGAAUUUUCGUUACGGUUCAAUCGUUAGCUGCGUUGUUGAUGACGAGCGAUAAUCCUCAACAGCGAUCCGUGGAUCAUUCCGGCCGUUAUUCUAGACUCUCUCUCUC